Messenger RNA from Ixodes scapularis (black-legged tick), 471 nucleotides. RefSeq lists its product as uncharacterized. The record is from RefSeq and is a predicted model, not a curated record. NCBI's taxonomy places the organism in Eukaryota, Metazoa, Arthropoda, Arachnida, Ixodida, Ixodidae. The transcript has 2 exons.
AUGUCUAGAAACACUGCUACUGUGAUUUUGUGAAUGCUGCGUUCGUGUUCUACAUAGGUCACGAGAUCGAGUACAGAAUCCAUAGCUGACAUAUUCCGCCUAAAACCGGUCAUUUGGAACGGCAAUAUUCCACUGGAAUCUAACCACCAAUUUAGUCGCUGUAAGACCAUAUGUUCCAUCGUCUUCAUCAGCACGCUAGUGAGGCUCACUGGACGAAAAGAUGAGAUGCUUAGAGGGGAUUUUCCAGGUUUUAAAACAGGCACUAAAAUUGCUUCUUUCCAGACAAGGGGUAUACAACCACUAGCCCAUCAUUGGUUAUACAUAUCCAGUAAAAAGGACAUUGCGUGCUUCCCAAUAUUCGUUAUUGCAGCCGGAGUGAUACCAUCAGGUCCUGGGGCACUUUUUCGCCUGAGCUUUCUCAAUGCCCAUUUUUCACUUUUGUUAAAUGGCAGAUUCAUGAUAUGGUUGUAA